GUUGCGAGGGGCGGACCAAGCCCCAACCCCGGGGGAUCCGAGCAGGUAUAUAAGGGGCCCAGCUAGAGCCCAGGCAGACUGUGAAUGCGACCUGUUCGAGAGAACGCAUCAGGUGCGAGAAGCCCGCGGGUUCCUGCUGACUUGGCGCGGAGCAUUUUGAUAAGCCUACCCUUCCCGCCGGACUCGCUGGCCCACAGGCCCCCAAGCUCCGCUCCGACGGAGUCCCAGGGCCUUUUCACCGUGGCCGCUCCAGCCCCCGGAGCGCCUUCUCCUCCCGCCACGCUGGCGCACCUUCUUCCCGCCCCGGCAAUGUACAGCCUUCUGGAGACUGAACUCAAGAACCCCGUAGGGACACCCACACAAGCGGCGGGCACCGGCGGCCCCGCAGCCCCGGGAGGCGCAGGCAAGAGUGGUGCGAACGCAGCCGGCGGCGCGAACUCGGGCGGCGGCAGCAGCGGUGGUGCGAGCGGAGGUGGCGGGGGUACAGACCAGGACCGUGUGAAACGGCCCAUGAACGCCUUCAUGGUAUGGUCCCGCGGGCAGCGGCGCAAAAUGGCCCUGGAGAACCCCAAGAUGCACAAUUCUGAGAUCAGCAAGCGCUUGGGCGCCGACUGGAAACUGCUGACCGACGCUGAGAAGCGACCAUUCAUCGACGAGGCCAAGCGACUUCGCGCCGUGCACAUGAAGGAGUAUCCGGACUACAAGUACCGACCGCGCCGCAAGACCAAGACGCUGCUCAAGAAAGAUAAGUACUCCCUGCCCAGCGGCCUCCUGCCUCCCGGUGCCGCGGCCGCCGCCGCCGCUGCCGCGGCCGCAGCCGCUGCCGCCAGCAGUCCGGUGGGCGUGGGCCAGCGCCUGGACACGUACACGCACGUGAACGGCUGGGCCAACGGCGCGUACUCGCUGGUGCAGGAGCAGCUGGGCUACGCGCAGCCCCCGAGCAUGAGCAGCCCGCCGCCGCCGCCCGCGCUGCCGCCGAUGCACCGCUACGACAUGGCCGGCCUGCAGUACAGCCCAAUGAUGCCGCCCGGCGCUCAGAGCUACAUGAACGUCGCUGCCGCGGCCGCCGCCGCCUCGGGCUACGGGGGCAUGGCGCCCUCAGCCACAGCAGCCGCGGCCGCCGCCUACGGGCAGCAGCCCGCCACCGCCGCGGCCGCAGCUGCGGCCGCAGCCGCCAUGAGCCUGGGCCCCAUGGGCUCGGUAGUGAAGUCUGAGCCCAGCUCGCCGCCGCCCGCCAUCGCAUCGCACUCUCAGCGCGCGUGCCUCGGCGACCUGCGCGACAUGAUCAGCAUGUACCUGCCACCCGGCGGGGACGCGGCCGACGCCGCCUCUCCGCUGCCCGGCGGUCGCCUGCACGGCGUGCACCAGCACUACCAGGGCGCCGGGACUGCAGUCAACGGAACGGUGCCGCUGACCCACAUCUGAGCACCGGCCUGCGCUCGUCCACCCUAGUUCCCCACCCCCACCCCCACUCCCGCCCCGCACCCCCAAGUUGGGACGCCUUGUUUAGCUUUGCUUGCCUGGGACUGUUGCCUUGUACCGAUGAUGAGGAGGACUGAAAGUUUUGCUGUAGCUGUCGGGUUUUGUACAAAAGCAAAAAUAAGUCAGGAGCAGCGAAAAUGGGACUUCUAGAGAGCUCUCUUGCCCCACGCCGCUGCUCCUUCUUUCACCUUUGUAGGCUGGGAAUCGCUGUGUUAUUUGCAAAGAAAAAACAGCCCCCACUCCUCCUCCUGAGUUCCAGGGUUAUUCUGUUACAUUUGAAAAUGUUGUCUUGUUAGUUUGCAGUUAGCCAAGGAGUGAAUGGGAGAAACAUAGUAUCGGGUGAGGCCAGCUGGAGAACUGCAACGCCUACGCCCCCAGUCGUGUCGCGUCUGUUUUCCUCGUGGUUUUUUGGGGCGCUGACCGCUCCAAGCAGCGCGGCAGCUAAAGCCAAUGUUAAUUUAUAGCCAGGUGUGCGUGUGUCUCCCGCCUCGCCGCCCCUGGCCGCGGGACAGCUUCUGUCCAGUCAUGUUGAGUUGGUGAUUUCUGCCGUGAUCUGUUUGAUAUUUCUUCGCGCUAAUGUGUUCAGAUUUCGUUUGGGUAGUGGGGAGGGGCUACUUUGUUUCAGGUUUUUCAAGCUUUUACUCUUAAUUCCUAAAUGAGAUCAAUAAAUUUUAUAACCAACA
Messenger RNA from Pan troglodytes (chimpanzee), 2165 nucleotides. It is a transcript of the gene SOX3, whose product is annotated as SRY-box transcription factor 3. NCBI's taxonomy places the organism in Eukaryota, Metazoa, Chordata, Mammalia, Primates, Hominidae. Gene Ontology annotation, cellular component: nucleus. Gene Ontology annotation, biological process: positive regulation of transcription by RNA polymerase II; brain development; neuron differentiation. The coding region runs from base 85 to 1425 and encodes 446 amino acids. The record is from RefSeq and is a predicted model, not a curated record. Gene Ontology annotation, molecular function: RNA polymerase II cis-regulatory region sequence-specific DNA binding; DNA-binding transcription activator activity, RNA polymerase II-specific. The transcript has a single exon.